AUGUCUUUCACGGAGUAUUCGAAAGAGCUAGAAGCAUUUAUCGCGAAACAAAAACGAUUGCUAGAGUUGGAUAAAGAACGCAUUAAAAGUGUGCCUCAGCAUGGACCGAAUCAACAGCAACAUUCUACACCACCGAAAGAACCACGCAAUGUUGAUGACAGGGAAUUGCUAACAGCUCAAAGCUUCCCUUCCAAUGAUAAGCAUUCCAAGGAGAAGGUCAACUCACAAAUAAGUAGAAAAACCAACAUCGUAAAAGAAGAAGAUGCCGGUUCGCGGGUGAGAACUCCUCGUGAACAAACAGCAGCAGGAAGCGCGAUCGAUUCGACAAAUAUUGACGCUCCGCAGGAUGAUGUGGUUAACCUAUCAUCGACAUCUAUCGAAGGACCAUCAACAGUUUCAUCAGCACAUCGUUCGAAACAAAUGUCGCCGCAACAGGAUGAAAUGGAACAGUGGGUCUCGGAUACGUUCUUUUCGUACUUUCCGAGUUUCAACAAAAAGCAAAAGGAACAGAAAACCGUCCUAUCCCGUACGCGCCAGCAGGAAUAUCAAGAGUAUUUGAAAAAUAUUCCGGAAGUGACGACCAAACACCAGCAGUACAUGCAGAAGUACGGCACCGGUAAGCCACCGGGAACGGAAGCGACGACCAAUGAGAAGGGAACUGGCACAACCAGCCCACCGCCUGCCGGUGGCGGCCAGCCGCAGGUCCGGUUCGGCAAGUCACUGGUGGCGGAAGCGAAUGCAAACUUCCGCAAAGGUAGCCCGCGUGAGAAGUUGAUCCAAGAUUUAGCUCAUACUGAUCUGCCUACCAUUCUUAACACAGACACUAUCGAUCGCAGGAACAGGAUGUUGGCCGAUGAGGAAAGUCGCCGUAAGAUGGAAUAUCAGAAGGAGCUCAUCAAGCAGAUCGAGGAAAAGCGAAAGGAGGUCGAACGUUUGCGCGAGAAGGAAAAGCUCGAGGAGGAAAUGUUGACCAGCCGUUUGGAACAACAGCUGAAAACGAUGCAGCUAGAGGAACAACUGGAACACGAACGAUUGCGCAGUGAGAAGGUGCGAAUCGCCACGGAACAGAAUCACAUACGGCGACUCCAGCUUUUGGCAAACCUCGAGAACGAUCACAAACUGUUCAAUCCAUACGAUGGACAGCGGAAAGCAUUUUCGGAAAACGGUGCAAAAGUGGAACCACCGGCAACAUCCAGCACGGCACACGUUCCCCACCCGAAGGGCGGUGGAUCCUUUUCUUCCGGUGACGAACGUUCGAAGGUGUACCGGUAUUUCAGCAACUCUGCGCAACAAGAUAAACAGAACCAUUUUGUGUCCGUUGGAGCGGCCUCUUCAUCGACGUUAUCCUCCGAGCAGGAUUAUGAAUCUUCCAGCGAAACAACGAACAAUUCGUUGACGGCCGAACAUCGGUAUCAGUACUGUAAAAGUUGCCGAGCUGAUAUCGAUCGUUCGUUUCUUCCACCGCAACCGGCCGUUGGAUCCAGAGGUAUGGAGCAUACAAAGCAAAAGCGACAGCAUUGUGCAAAGUGCGGUUGUAAACGAUUGACCGGACAGACGAAUGUGAGCAGAAAGGACGAUCAUAUUGUGCGCUGUAUGAAGUGUGAUCGAUCCAUGAAACGGCCGCAAGGUUCGAAAGGAUUAGUUGCGCUAUGUGCUGUUUGCACACUCACGACGGAUGCAGAUCGGAAGAACAUGGUACAUCAAAAGGUCCACCAGGAAAAACGAUCCACGCGUAAUGCGCGGCACUAUUCGACGAUCGUUGAUGAUGACGAUGAGGUUCAAAUACAUCAGGCGCCCGUAUCGCCCAAAAACAAUCCGUACAAAAUCCUCGACAUUCAGUACCACGAAAGUGACAACGAUAAUGGUGAUCUGGACGUGCUGAAUCCGGUGAUCGUACGGAACAACUACCGCAAACCACCGUAUUCGCUCAACAUCGAGAAGGAUUCGCUGUUCCAUCCGAGUAAGAAAACGCCCGAACCUGUUCUAUCGGUAAACAUUCGCAACGGGGAAGUGUUUGUGGACAAUAAAAUGCGGGCCAGUGGUGUUGGUGGGUCUACACGUCCCCCUGCUAGCCCGUCCGAUGUGGACGAAGGUCAUCGAGACGAUGAGACAUCGUCAGCAACCGUUGGGGAUGAUAUGCUGGACGAGCGGAUUGCCAAGUACGUUCGACACUACAACACGCUUUGGAUGAAGCGUGGCAAUAGUAGAAAGAACAAUGCGCAUCCCAACCAUCAUCACCAGCAACACCAUCACGAUGGGAUGAAAGGUAGCAAAUCCGGUACACUGCUUCCAUCACUUUCGCCACCGAAAGUGUACGUUAGUGAUCGGCCGGAAAACCUCAAGAGUGACGCCCUGAAGCUUAUGGAGAAGAAAUGGGAGGUACCGGCUGUAGAACGAACAAAAGUGAACGAAAAAGGAUCGACCCGGGUCUUGACACAGCUCGGUGCCAUUCGGAAACAGUUACAGCUGGAACAGCUUCAAAUGGAUGACCCAUCAUCGUAUGGAAAAAAAUACUAG
Molecule: messenger RNA, 2517 nt
Organism: Anopheles marshallii
Lineage: Eukaryota; Metazoa; Arthropoda; Insecta; Diptera; Culicidae
Exons: 6
Coding region: 1-2517 (838 amino acids)
Source: RefSeq, a predicted model, not a curated record